AUGCCUUGUCACUUCUGUCUGUUUUUAAAGCAAAUCUUUUUCCAUCGUUUCUGUGUGAGUUUCCUGCCUGCCCUUGGCUCUGCCUGUGCUGGUGGGUGGGAAGCGCCUUUCCCAGCGUGUUCAUUUGCCUGGCUCAGCCAAGUGGGGACAAAAGUGUUGGUGGAGGGUUUUAGACCCAUGUGCACCUUUCCUGACGCUGCUGAGAGACCCCAGCAAGGUCGUACUCAGAAUAGGGCUGAGCUCAUGUUCUGUCCCUGCAGUGGUGACGGCAUAGGGGUUCUCUCCAGGAUAGGACGGUGGGUUCCCGACUCCUUGAGCCCAGCACUGUGUGGCUCUGGCACCGGCAGUGUGCAGCAAGGGAGGGCAGAGCCAGGGUCUCUCCAGCCCCUCUCUCUGCGACGGUUCCUUCCCGGCCAGGUGAACGCGGCAGGGGCACGGCGGGCCGGUGGCACCGGGAGGGCCGGCCGGAGGGGAGCGGGGCACGGCAGGGGGGCCGGGGAGGACGCGGCGCCGCCCCCACCGGCAGCGGGCGGGCCCGGGGCGGGCGGAGGCGCGGAGCGGCGGGGAGAACGGCGGAGCAGGCGAAGAGGAGGCCGUGGGCCGGACCAGUGGCGAGCCGGGCCGGAUGGGCGGCACGGCAGGGCCAGAGCCCGGAGACCCCCGGGGCGGCUGAGCUGGCCCAUGGCGGCGGGCGCGGGCGCCUUCGCGUGGGCCACCUUCCCCGCUAUGCCCACGCGGCGCGUGUACUGCAGCGCCGCGCACCGCGACGGGCAGCUCUUCGUGCUGGGCGGCUGCGGGGGCGGCGGGCGAGCCCUGGGAACUGCUGAGGUGCUCGACGUCCCAGCCCAGCGCUGGACCACGCUCCCACCACUGCCGACGCCGCGGGCUGGCGCUGCCGCCCUUGCCCUGGGCAAGCAGAUCUUGGUGGUGGGCGGUGUGGAUGCGGCACAGAGCCCACUUGCCUCUGUUGAGGUCUACCACGUGGAUGAGGGCAAGUGGGAGAAGAAGGCUGCAUUGGCUCAGCCCUCCAUGGGCAUCUCAGCUGUGCAGAGAGAUGGGGCUGUCUACGCGCUGGGGGGAAUGGGUGCGGACACCUCCCCCCAGGCACUGGUCCGUGUCUAUGAGCCAGCAAAGGACCAUUGGCAGCCCCUACCCUCCAUGCCCACCCCGUGUUAUGGGGCCUCUGCCUUCCUGCAGGGAAACAAGAUCUUCGUCCUGGGAGGCCGGCAAGGCAAGCUGCCUGUCACCGCUUUCGAGGCCUUUGACCUGGAGACAAGGAGCUGGACACGCUACCCCAGUGUGCCCAGCCGCCGCGCCUUCGCUGCCUGUGCCAUGGCUGAUGGGGUUGUCUUCAGCCUGGGUGGGCUGCAGCAGCCAGGGCCCCACAACUUCUAUUCCCGUCCCCAUUUUGUCAACACCGUGGAGAUGUUUGAUCCUGCGCAGGGUGUGUGGAGAAAGCCAAGCCGCACCAUCCGUAUGAAAGAGAAGAGAGCCGACUUCGUGGCUGGGUGCUUGGGAGGAAGAGUGGUGGCCGUGGGUGGCCUUGGUAAUGCUCGGGGGAACCAGUCCUGCCCACUGGACUCAGUGGAAGGGUUCAGCCUCUCGCAGAAGAAGUGGGAGCUGCUGCCCCCCAUGCCCACUGGCCGCUGCUCCUGCUCCAGCUGUCCAGCGCCCAGCCUGCUCUUCAUCAUCGGCGGUGUGGCCCAGGGUCCCAGUGGCGCUGUCGAGGCUCUGUGCCUGCGUGAUGUGCCCUGAGUGGGACCCCACGGACCAGCCCUGGCCAAGCACCAAGUGCCUGAAGACAGGGACAGGGUGUGUGAGCACCCAUGUGUUCACCCAGGGUGACCUGGCUCCAAAAAACCUCUGUUCCAUGAUGCCAGGCACCAGAGCAGCUGAGGUUUUGGGAACUCCCAACUCCUGCAGCGCUGUGGCAAUGAAGCCCAGGGCAAGCUCCUGCCUGGUGGGAUGGCCAUCGCCAGCAGUGUGGAGGGAGCAGCGGUGGCAGGACUGCCGCUGGCCUCACUGCCCUGUCCGGCCCCAUCUGUGCCACGGCGUAUCCGUGCCGUGUGUGUAGCAGUGAGUGCUGUGUCGUCGUAGACCCAGUCGAUGUCUCAUGUAGCACAGAGGUGCCCUGUAGCUCAGUGCCUGGGAGGUGAUGUAGCGCCUCAAAUAAAUGAAUCAUGUGGAAUUUUA
This is a messenger RNA of Poecile atricapillus (Black-capped chickadee), 2193 nucleotides long. It is a transcript of the gene KLHDC8B, whose product is annotated as kelch domain containing 8B. The record is from RefSeq and is a predicted model, not a curated record. NCBI's taxonomy places the organism in Eukaryota, Metazoa, Chordata, Aves, Passeriformes, Paridae. The transcript has 6 exons. Gene Ontology annotation, molecular function: protein binding. The coding region runs from base 1 to 1755 and encodes 584 amino acids.